Boleophthalmus pectinirostris (great blue-spotted mudskipper) is the source of this 3673-nucleotide messenger RNA. RefSeq names its product ubiquilin-1-like. Bases 32 to 1549 code for a protein of 505 amino acids. Lineage: Eukaryota; Metazoa; Chordata; Actinopteri; Gobiiformes; Gobiidae. The record is from RefSeq and is a predicted model, not a curated record. Gene Ontology annotation, cellular component: cytosol. Gene Ontology annotation, molecular function: polyubiquitin modification-dependent protein binding. The transcript has 11 exons. Gene Ontology annotation, biological process: ubiquitin-dependent protein catabolic process.
GUGCUCAAAAUGUCGCAUUCAAACAUUGAACAUGGAUUUACAACGGUGCGUAACGCUGCGUAAUGGCCCAGUAGAUGUCGCUAUUUCUCAGCACAAAGUUGCAUCCACGCUUCAACUUUGUGCCGAGUCACCGUCCAAACGCGCAGCCGCUUUCCUCCGCUCUCAGCCCGCGAUGGAAGAUCAGCCAAGUCCGUGCACCUCUGGAUCUAAUAAUGGGUCUCGGAGUAUCCAGAUUAUUCUCCAAAGUCCCACGGAGAGUCAAGAAAUUACGGUGAAAGAAGACAGCAACGUGAGACAGUUAAAAGCAGGUCUUGCAGAGGACAGAGGAGCCCAGGUCGAUGGAGUGAUGCUGAUUCACGCCGGGCGGGUCCUCGGAGACUCGGAGCUCCUCGGGUCGCUUCAGGGAAAGGACGGAGCGGUCAAACUCACCGUGAGCCAGAGGAGAUAUGCUGAGACUUCCUCUGUGUCCACUGAUGAAGACGUGUCCUCUCCAACUGCAGCUCUUCUAGACCCUGAGGGAGAAGCACAGACUCCCACCUCUCCUCUGUUUCUGGUGGAGGCUCUGGACUCUCUGGGCCUCUCUCACACUGGUCCAGGCCUGUUCCCUUUGCUCCAGGCUCAGAUGGAGAGGCAGCUGCUCUCCUCCCCAGAGACGAUGCACCGUGUCCUGGGCAGUGCCUUCGUCCAGGGCAGCCUCUCUGGAGCCGGUCCGGAGCUCGUCCACGCUCUGAUCCUGUCCAAUCCACAAACACAACAGCUCCUGCAGACAAGCCCUGAACUGGAGAAGGAGAUCAGCGACCCACAGGUCAUGGCACAGGUGCUUGAAUUGGUCAGAAACCCGGAAAUGAUAAAGAAAAUUCUGAAGAGUGAAGAGACGACUGAGGCUGGACCCUGCAGACAGAGACAGAGACCGCAGAGGGCAAAACCCACCAAACAACAUUUUAAUUUUCCUCCAAAAACCAGCUUCACCAAACCAGACAGAGGAGUCCAGCCCCCCGAGCCCUGCACAGAUGGACUCUCAAAGCUGACUACCACAUCUAAAGCCGAUAUCAGUGCAGGCCUGCAGUCCCUCCUGGAGCAGGUCUCCUCCUCUGGUCUGAUGGAGUCUCUUCUCUCUGGGCCUCAUGUGAAGAACCUGCUUCAGUGUCUCAGCCACAACCCAGAUCUGGCUGCACAGAUGCUGUUGAGUCACCCUCUGUUGUCAGAAAACCCACAUCUCCAGCAGCAGCUCAGACAGCAGCUCCCUGUGUUACUACAGCAGAUGCAGAGUCCUGAGCUGCUGUCGGCCAUGUUGAAUCCUAAAGCUGUGGAGGCCCUGGUUCAGAUCCAGCAGGGUCUGCAGACUCUGGCGUCUGAGGCUCCAGCCCUCAUCCCUGUGGCUGGAUUUGGAAAUAAUUCGACUUUUGAGCCUGAAUCCGUCUUCAACAACAAACCCAGAAACGGUCCUGCGGUUUCCACGGCAACAGAGCAUCAACAACAGUUUGUCCAACAGAUGCUGCAGGCGCUCGCUAACUCCGACCACAAGGAUUUGGACCAACUGAGCUCAUAGGUAUUUGAAGAACUGCAGAGCGCCCCCAAGAGGAAAAGUCAUGUAACUGCAUUAACAUGAACUUCUCUUUAGAUCCCUGACAUUUCCACAGGUGAUUCAGCUUUGACUUCACUCUUAAACUCUCAUAUUAUAGUAAUAAUAUCACAUGUGCUGGCUGAUGGUGUAGUGACCUGUAGUAGCUUAAUAAAGGGCCAAUAUUACUCUGUUUUUCUCACCUGUUAUAAUGUUUCCUCGUCAUAAACACACCUGGAGUUGUGUUUUGUUUCAUUCACACAUGUUUAACACACAAACCUGCAGAUUUAGACUGAAUUAGAACUGCACAGUCACUGGAGCACUUUAAAUCCUCACUCAAAACGCACCUUUUCACCUUUUGGCAUUUGUCCAGAGUUAGGAAGAGUUAGAAAGUUAUUAUUAUUGUUAUUUAUUUAUUAUUAAAACUCUGCUUGAUUUGCUUAUUGUGUGUUUUAUUCCACUGUAAAUGUUGUUCAGCACUUUGGUAAACUUUGACUGUUUUAAAUGUGCUUUAAUAAAUCAUAAAUUUGAUUUGAUUUGAAUUCUCUCAAACAGAAAACACUUCUUGUUCCACCUUGUGAUGUCAUGUGGUAAUACAAGAAGAGCUCCACUGUGUUUUUAAACUGCGUACACUUUCACUAGAAUCAUUUGGAUGAUUGCAGCCCUGGAAUUUCCAAUCUCUAAUGAACAAAGGUAGAAGUUAACUAUUGCUUCAUGACAUCACAACGUGGAGCAGAACAAUUUGAGCUCUGGAGAGACUAGAUCAGGCCUGUGGGCCAAAUGCGGCCCUCAGACAAAUUUUUCUUGGCCCUCAGGCUUCCAGAUGAAUUGGCCCAAAUUACCUUGCAUCAAUGUAAAAAAUUACUUUUUACUGAAAGUUUUUUGAAAAUCUACAUUGAUAAAGCUCAUUUUUAAUAUUUACUGUGUGGUUUUAAGGGUCUCAGCAUGAAUAAAGACUGAUGGCUCAUUCUAACGUGUUAAACAUGCACAUAUUUCAAUUACUCACUGUAUUCAGCACCAGUCUAUGGCCCUCGAUCGGCCCUCUGCUUCGUCAGUUUUUGGAUAUGUGGCCCUUGAUGAAUAAAGUUUGGACCCCCCUGGACUAGACAGACUAAUAACAAAGUGUUACUCAAACAGGUGUGAAUGAAACAAAACACAACUCCAGGUUUGUUUUUGAAGAGGUAACAACAUUCUUACAUGUCUUAAAUCUCAAAAGAGUCAUUUUUUGUAACAUUGCACCUUUAAUGUCCGUGUAAUCUGUAGAAGCACUGAUGCAAUAAAACACAGCAAUAUAAACCAAAGCUUAUGAAGCGACACACUACCUUACGGUUGGGAGUCCCACUCCCGACCAUGUGCAUUCUGCCUUUGUGCCCGUGGGCAAAGUGUACAAGCCUUUGUGUGUGUGGUGUGUGAAUGAUGACUGCUCUAGACGGACAGCCAUAUUUUAACAGUCUGUCCCAGGGCAGCUGUGACUACACCAAGUUUCCACCAGAGCAUGCAGUUAAGUGGAGCUUGUACAGUGCAAAAGUAAGAAAUUAUUAUUAUUAUUAUGAAUUCAGAGAUGUAAAUAGUUUCAUAAUCUCAUACUUCAGCUGCAGUAUGAAGAUACUUUAGACUCUGGCUGUAGAAAUACAAUAGUUAUAAAGCACAUAAGAAAAUCAAUAAUAAUACACUGUGUAUUUGUGUAUUGCCUUGUCAAAGCCUGAUCCUGUCAGAUCUCAGCAGGACUGGGCCUGGUUAGGACUUGGAUGGGAGACCGCUGGGAAUACAAGAUCCCAUUGUGAGGCGCAAGUGGCAAAAAGUAUUGUUGUGUCCUUAGGCAAGACACUUUAGCCACAUUACCUAGUAUGAAUGUGGUGAGUGUCGCGGGGCUGACCUCCACCAGCCUCACUUCCGUCAGUCUGUCACAGGGCAGUUGUGGUUACAGUCGUAAAAUUACCACCACAGAGUGAAUGAAUGACACUGUAAAGCUCUUUGUGUGUUUGUGUGUGGAAAGGCACUAAAUAAAUCCAAUGCAACAUCAGUAUUUGCACCAAUAACACAUGUUAAUACACAUGUCCAUAUCAAACAGAUGGAGCAAAUUAUUUUAAUAAACACACCAAACAAAGUGCA